Molecule: messenger RNA, 1540 nt
Organism: Polistes canadensis
Lineage: Eukaryota; Metazoa; Arthropoda; Insecta; Hymenoptera; Vespidae
Product: transcription factor Sox-3-like
Exons: 2
Biological process (GO): anatomical structure morphogenesis; cell differentiation; regulation of DNA-templated transcription
Molecular function (GO): RNA polymerase II cis-regulatory region sequence-specific DNA binding; DNA-binding transcription factor activity, RNA polymerase II-specific
Source: RefSeq, a predicted model, not a curated record
CAACAACAACAACAACAACAGCAACAGCAGCAGCAGCAGCAGCAACAACAAAGCAUGCAUCACCCUCUAGCUGCUCAACAAAGUGCUGCACAACAGCAGCACCAUCCUCACCAACAGCCCCAACCACAACAGCAGCAAGCCCAACAGCAGCACCACCAGGCUUCAAAUAAUAAUAAUAAUACGAAUAAGCCUCCAACCGGUGACCGUGUAAAAAGGCCGAUGAAUGCAUUUAUGGUCUGGUCCCGUGGCCAACGACGCAAGAUGGCCCAAGAAAAUCCAAAAAUGCAUAAUUCCGAGAUUUCCAAACGUUUAGGCGCCGAAUGGAAAUUACUUAGCGAAAGCGAAAAGCGCCCAUUUAUUGAUGAAGCUAAACGAUUGCGCGCGGUGCACAUGAAAGAGCACCCAGAUUACAAGUAUCGUCCAAGAAGAAAGACGAAGACUUUAAUGAAGAAAGAUAAGUAUCCGAUCAGUGGCUCCGUCGGUGCAGUCGGAGUCAAUGUUAAUAGCAUCCUCGGCGUUGAUCAACGACAAGUUGGCAGUGCCGGUGGACCCCAACAAGGGCAAAUAUCUCGCGACGUUUAUCAAAUGGCGAACGGAUAUAUGCCAAAUGGUUAUAUGAUGCACGAUCCGGCGGCUUCGUAUCAACAACACGUUGUAUACGGAAAUCCAAUGAGCGGAGCGGCGGCUGCUGGAUAUCCCAGAUACGAUAUGGGACAUCACAUGGGUAAUGGUAGUCCACCCAUGAACCCAAAUUACAUUAAUGGAUAUGGUGGUUAUCCUGGAAGUACGGUGCCCGGCGGCUCACCUUCACCGUACCAUCAACCCCAAUCAGGAUCUCAAAUGUCGAGCCAUAGUCCCAGUGGCAGCAGUAUAAAAUCUGAGCCGACGAGUCCUGCAAGUGCGGGAAUACACACUCCCACGCCAACAAACGGGCCAAUUCCCGCUAAUGCAACGGCUGCUCCACAACAACAGCAGCAAGCGCAAGCUGCCGCCGCAGUUAAACGCGAAUAUAUGGCUCAACAAAGCCACCAGACUCAUCAAUCUCCAGGAGAUCUUAGGCAGAUGAUAUCCAUGUAUCUGCCCCAAGGAGUCGACCAGGGUGUUGGUGGUCAACAUGGUGCUGGAGUCUACCCGUCUGGACCAUCACCAGAUUCUUUGGCGCAACAUCAUUCAAUACCGCCAAUCAAUCAUAUGACUUAUCGAGCGAGCAUUGCUCCGUAUCAUUAUGAUCGACGGGAACAUUUACAACAACGUGGAAUUCUUCCUACGCUAGAAAUUUAAGUUUUAAUUUCUACCACACACAUACCUACACACAUCACCAUCUCACCACUACCACGUUUGAAACACAUAAGAAGAAGUACUACUAGCCCAUCCGAAGCCAUUAAUUAGCAGAUAAUUCAAUUAUUCAGAAAAAUAGGUAAAUCGACAUAUACUAAUACAUUUUCAUAUCCAUCUGGUUGUUAUUCAAUAAUUCAUACGAUUAUUUUCUUAUUUUAUAAGAUUAAGAUAAUUAUAAUAGCAAUUUUGAAAUUAGGUUUAA